Molecule: messenger RNA, 500 nt
Organism: Neurospora tetrasperma FGSC 2508
Lineage: Eukaryota; Fungi; Ascomycota; Sordariomycetes; Sordariales; Sordariaceae
Exons: 1
Coding region: 1-450 (149 amino acids)
Source: RefSeq, a predicted model, not a curated record
AUGUCUUCCAUCACGCGGCAAUCCCUCCUCAAAGCCUCUGAAUCCUUUUGCACUGCCUUCGCCUCCCAAUCUCCUCCCUCCGAGAUCCUUACCAAGCACUUCACCCAAAACAGCAAUGACAUCAUAGUCUUCGAGCACGGUCUGCCUCGCUUGGCGCCCUUUCUGGGCCGCGAAUACAAGGGCAAAGACGGAUUUCUGGAGUACUUCAAUACCAUUGGGGAGCAAUUGAGUUAUAAGGACAUGCGAUUUUCCGAUUACAUUGUGGAUGCCGAGGUGCGCAAGGUGUCGGUAAGGGGAGAGGCAGUGUUCACCAACAAAAAGACGGGACAGAGCUGGGACGAGGUGUUUAGAUAUGUCUUGGAGUUUGACGAGGAUGCGAGGGUGAAAACGUAUGAAAUUUGGGCUGACUCGGGGGCUGCGUAUCUGGCUAGUCGGGGAGAGUUGUCUUGAGCAUGCUGCGUGUUUCGAGUUGGGAGACUGUCGCAGAACUAUUUGAGUUU